CCCGGCCCUUUCCGCCGCGCCGCUUCCGCCGCUUGGCGCUGUGGGCGGCGGCCGCUUGCUGCCCUGUGGCAGGAGCCCCCCGCAGCCGCCCCGCCGCUCCCCGCCGCCCGCACGAAGCCCCCCGGCCGCGGCGCCGGGCUCCGGCCGCCAUGAAGCUCGUCAGGUUCCUAAUGAAGCUGAGCCACGAGACCGUCACCAUCGAGCUGAAGAACGGGACGCAGGUGCACGGAACCAUCACGGGAGUGGAUGUCAGCAUGAAUACUCAUCUCAAAGCAGUCAAAAUGACGCUGAAGAACAGAGAACCCGUACAGCUGGAGACGCUGAGUAUUCGAGGGAACAACAUCCGCUACUUCAUUCUGCCGGACAGUUUGCCGCUGGAUACUUUGCUAGUGGAUGUUGAGCCAAAAGUCAAGUCCAAGAAGAGAGAAGCAGUCGCUGGAAGAGGCCGUGGCCGAGGACGUGGGAGAGGCCGGGGCCGUGGAAGAGGAAGAGGGGGCCCGAGACGAUAACUUCUCACCACACAACUGUUACCAAAUUGUGGGCAAUUUUGGAUUUUUUUUUGUACAGGUCUUGUUUAUGGUAUCUGUUUUUAAUAAACUGAAAAGUGAAAAA
Messenger RNA from Anas platyrhynchos (mallard), 612 nucleotides. RefSeq names its product small nuclear ribonucleoprotein D1 polypeptide (gene SNRPD1). NCBI's taxonomy places the organism in Eukaryota, Metazoa, Chordata, Aves, Anseriformes, Anatidae. Gene Ontology annotation, biological process: spliceosomal snRNP assembly; RNA processing. The record is from RefSeq and is a predicted model, not a curated record. Gene Ontology annotation, molecular function: RNA binding.